Molecule: messenger RNA, 999 nt
Organism: Drosophila obscura
Lineage: Eukaryota; Metazoa; Arthropoda; Insecta; Diptera; Drosophilidae
Exons: 1
Coding region: 65-973 (302 amino acids)
Cellular component (GO): cAMP-dependent protein kinase complex
Molecular function (GO): protein kinase A regulatory subunit binding
Source: RefSeq, a predicted model, not a curated record
UUGAAACAGUAUACAUUUAAAAUAUUUUCAUUGGAAUCAAAAACGACACCAAAUUUAACAAAAAAUGGAUAAUAACCCCGUCUCGGACUCGGAUCUUAUUGACCGCAAAUAUUCGCAAGCCUCUAUUCUGAUGAGAUCGCGUCGAUUGAAAAUGACUUCGGACAAUGAAAAGUCGGACGGUUUAAACGCGCUCAUUGUGCCCCCCAUAGCUGAGGUCGAAAGCAUCGCCAAUGCAGUGGCCCAAUGCAAUAAGCCAGUUUGUGAUGACGCCGACAUGCAGUGCAUCAUGGACUUGGUGGACUCCACUCUUUGCGAAGCCCUGACCAUAGUGCAGUCAGAUCCACGGGGACUGUUUUGCUACAAGUUGCCUGACACACCGAAAUGCGCUGCCGCCAAAGUGCCUACUCUGGUCGAUAUUCUGACGAACAUGGAGGAAAAUGGCCUCGCCACUUUUGCCACAACAGUGGCAGUGAGUGAUUAUGGGCCGAGCUCGGGCUCCAGCGGAUUGCUUCGUAAACAGACAACUAUUGGGACAUUCGAGUACAGCACGGUACUUUCUGAGAUCCAGGACUUUAUUGGCCAGUGGCAGCUGUCGCCGGACACAAAGUGUGCGGUUCUGAGCAACCCCAUUCAGCACGAUAUUCCCAUUAAGGGAAAAAUCUACUUUGUCGAUGCACAUUUCUCUCGGCCGACGCCACGUUGUCCCAACCCGCUGGCUGUGGCAAAGGUGCGUUUCAUCAUAACAGUUUCAAAGGUCCUGCAGAAGCACUAUCCAGUGAUGAUCACAUAUCGCUUUGAGGGCUACAACACUCUGUACUACGCGGUGGGCGAACGUUCGCUGAGCUCUUUAACUUUUCAAAGAUUCUACAUUGAUACCAUUCUACACACCAAGUUGGCCUUUUACGCUGAGGUCUGCGAAUGUCGCCACGGCACUGUCGAGAAGCCCAAGAAGUCCAAGAAGGGCAAAACCUGAUGCCAAUAAAACUUUCUCGAUUUACC